AUGGAAAAUACUCAAAACUACUUAACCGAAGUAAAAUAUCAAACAAACAUCGACCAUUCGUCGAUACCGUCGGAUCCUCCACCACCGUUUUCCGGAUCUGGCUCAACACAAAUUCAGUCCUCGCAACCACCGUUAGUGGGAUCUGGUCCACCAAUUCAGUCCUCACAACAAGUAUUCUCCAAUCAACUCGUACAACAACAAGUUUCUCCUAUUCAGUCUUCAAUGCCACAACCUUAUUCCUAUCAAUCCGCACCUCAACAAGUUUUCCCCAAUCAAUUUCCACAAGGGCAACAACAAUACGCUCAGCAGGUUAAUCACGCUCAAUAUUCACAAAAGCAACAACCACAAGUCCCUCAAACCACGUAUCAACAGGCAAACACGGGAUUUUAUCCAACUCAACAACAGACGAGAGGCAUUCCAAACCAACAACAGACAAGCGCUUUACCUCAAGAACAAGUCGUUUAUGUAGUGCAACCACCACCUCCUCCCGUGAUGGUAAUGAAUCCGAAUCAAGGAUAUCUUAACAUUACUUCUCAUAUACCAGUGAGAGUAACUUGUCCGCAUUGCAAUAAUAGCGUAGUUACGAUUGUAACCGAAGAUCUUGGAUCAACAGCAUGGAUUAUUGCUAUAAUUUUAUGCUUAGUAUUUUGGCCACUUGUUUGGAUACCUUGUGUUAUAUCUAGUUUUAAGGAUAAAACUCAUACUUGUCCAAAUUGUAGACUUGUUUUGGGUGUUGUUAAAGCUUAA
Molecule: messenger RNA, 747 nt
Organism: Dentiscutata heterogama
Lineage: Eukaryota; Fungi; Glomeromycota; Glomeromycetes; Diversisporales; Gigasporaceae
Source: the annotation of a GenBank genome assembly